Molecule: messenger RNA, 1806 nt
Organism: Homalodisca vitripennis (glassy-winged sharpshooter)
Lineage: Eukaryota; Metazoa; Arthropoda; Insecta; Hemiptera; Cicadellidae
Exons: 2
Coding region: 28-1608 (526 amino acids)
Molecular function (GO): nucleic acid binding
Source: RefSeq, a predicted model, not a curated record
GCUUGGUGAAUGGCGUGCGGCUGACGCAUGCGCAGAGAAGCCUAUCCCCCUCUUCGCCCUGCCACGUGGUGCAGUACAGUCACAGGUCGCAUUCGUUUCGUUCAGUCUGUCUUCUGCUGCUCGUUCUGUUUAGUAGUGUCUGACAAUUGUGAUUGUUUUGUUUAUGUGCGACAGUACGUUGUAUUAUUUUACCAAUUAGUGAUGGCUGAUCAAGGCAACGAACUAUUUAGUUCAAAAUUAGUGAAUAAGGUUAAAAAGAGCCAAACUCGAGAAAUAGUAUCUAAUGUAGCAAAAUUUAUGAAAGCCGAAGCCGAUGCUGACCGGUUUUUGAUUGACGUUAAGAAAGUUAAUGCGAGAGUAAGUGCUGCCACUGGAGUUUCAGAAAGGACAGUGACAAGGAUUAAAAGCGAGAGGAAAAAAGUAGAAGAAUCUGGCACAUCUUUCGAAACGCCAAAUAAAAAUAGAAUCUUACCUAAAAGAGUGACGGGGUUAGACGACUUUAAUUUGGGUGUUGUCAGGCGUAUUGUGGAUAAUUUUUACCUCAUUGAAAAACAACUUCCUACUUUAAAAGGUAUACAAGAAAAAAUGCGAUCAGACAUUAAUUUUACAGGCUCUAAAAGCAGUGUAAGCCGCAUCUUGCGACAAAUGGGCUACAAGUGGAGGAAAACCAAAACAAACAAAAAGAUAUUAAUGGAGACUCAAGAUAUUUCCUACAAAAGAUUUGUGUUUUUGAAAAAGAUUUCUCAAUACAGAGUUGAGCAACGUGCAAUUAUUUAUACAGAUGAAUCAUAUAUUGAUUCAACACACGUCUCCAAAAAAGGCUGGUCGGAUGAUUCCACAGCGGGUUUAGCUGUCCCGUUAAGCAAAGGAAACCGCCUGAUAUUUUUACAUGCCGGGGGUGAGAUGGGUUUUAUAAAAGACUGCUUAGUUAUGUGGCAGGCAAAUCACAGAAAAGGAGACUACCAUGAUAAUAUGAAUCAUGAAAAUUAUAAAAAAUGGUUGACAGAAAAAUUGAUUCCAAACUUACCGCCUAGGAGCGUUCUAAUUAUUGACAACGCUUCCUAUCACAACGUGGAAAUUGACAAAAGUCCUACUUCAAAUUCAAGGAAAUGUGAUAUGCAAGCAUGGUUACUUGAAAAAAAUAUUCCAUAUUCACACACUAUGUUAAAGGUAGAACUUUAUGAGAUUAUAAAAGCUAACAAACCAGCCUACAAAAGAUAUGUUAUUGAUGAGCUUUUAGGUGAAAAAGGACAUGUAGUCCUUAGACUACCUCCUUAUCAUCCAGAACUAAAUGCCAUCGAAUUUAUCUGGGCUGAAGUAAAAAAUUGGGUUGGUGCUCACAAUGUACGUUUUAAAAUGGAUGAAGUAAACAAAUUGGUAAAUGAUAAAUUUGAGUCUAUAACGGUUGAUACAUGGAAAAAAAUAUGUGAACAUGUAAGGCAAAAGGAAUUAGAAUUUAUAGGGAAUCAAGAACCAAUUGAAAAUGUUAUCGAAUCUUUCGUUAUUAAUCUUGGUGAGGAUUCAAGUGAAGAAGACGACUUCCUGGAAUCUGAGGACAGCAAUGCCGCAGAUGGAGAUAUGUCCGGAAUCGAAGAGCUGGGCGAUUAAAUUACAUGGUAUGAUUUUAUUAUUGUAUCACAUAAAUAACUGUAAAUGUAAGCGAUUAAGUAAAACGCCUAAUUUACACUUUUAUAAGUUUUUGUUUGAUGUUUUAUUGUUUUUAAAUAUCACAUUUAAUUAGUAAGAAUGUGCUGUAAAAUACAUGGUUAAAACUUUAAAUCAUUACAAGGGUUUGCUAAUGAAAAC